AUGGAAAGAGGCAGACCUAAGAGCAUAAGAACUACUAUUUUGCUUGAGAAAUUUGAAAAGAUCGGAAAGAGAGCUAAAGCUUCUCAGCUGAAAAGGAAAAAGCAUGAGAAAUUGCUUAAUUCCCCUAGGGUUAAUUAAUUAUUUUUUUUGAAAAAUUUAUAUAUAAAUUUUAUAGCAAAGUUUUAGGAAAUUAAAAAAAAUUCACAAAAAGUGGAAAGCAACUUAAUUUGUAAAAUUUAUGUUUUAAAGCGCAAGCUCGAGGUUUCAUUAUACUAAUUAUAGCAUAUUGAAAUAUUUUUAAUAGAAAUUUUUGCUAACGAGGCUGGGUUUUUUGGCAAAAAAUAGGGAUUUUUUCAAUGGUUUUGUUCGUUAACAGAUGGGGAGUCAAUAUCUUUUUCAAUAAGUUUUAUAACCUCUUAAGGUCAUUUUUUUACAAUUGCAGUGAUCCGGAAUAUAACCGAGUCAAAGAAUUGGUUGAACCGGAGCUAGCGCAGCUAUUCCUUUCCAGCUAUUGGCCAAAAAAAUUCACCCAUAAAUCAGACAUCAAGCUUUAUGACGAAAAGAUGCUAAAAGCUCAAUUUUCAAUGAUCAGCUGUAAAAAUUUAAUGAAACACUUUCUCUGCUUUUCAAGAGCCCUUCAAGAAUUCGGGGUAAUAUUAUCGGAAAUGGCAGAAGAGAGCCUUGAGUCAUUAUUUAGUUACAGAUGCAUUGAAAAGAGUCAAAAUAGCAAGAAGUUAUGGAAAUGCUUGAUAAUGGAUUUGGCUAGUGCCGGGAAAAACAGCGAAAAGCGAAAAUUGAACUUAGAAAAUAUUUAUCAAUAUUUAAAUCCAGCCCAAAAAACAGAAAAUCACAUGCUAAAUUUAGAAGAAAUAUAUGAACCAUUCCUCAUUACUGAGAAAAGUUUAUAUGAUCAAGAUUUAGUUUCAACCCUUGACUCACUUAAGGAAAGUGAAGAAAGAAUAUUCGAAAUUAAUCUGGACAAUUUUUCUAUUUCAUCAGAAAUAGAGAGUAUUGAAGAAUUGAGACUCGCAGACGAUUUUGAUGAAAAUUUGUAUUUAGCAAAUGAUGAAUAUGUUGAAGAUAUAGAUAAUUUUUAA
This is a messenger RNA of Blepharisma stoltei, 1097 nucleotides long. The record is from the annotation of a GenBank genome assembly. NCBI's taxonomy places the organism in Eukaryota, Ciliophora, Heterotrichea, Heterotrichida, Blepharismidae.